This is a messenger RNA of Hemibagrus wyckioides, 5616 nucleotides long. RefSeq names its product solute carrier family 5 member 7a (gene slc5a7a). Gene Ontology annotation, molecular function: choline:sodium symporter activity. Gene Ontology annotation, cellular component: plasma membrane; perikaryon; dendrite. The record is from RefSeq and is a predicted model, not a curated record. The transcript has 9 exons. The coding region runs from base 2708 to 4486 and encodes 592 amino acids. NCBI's taxonomy places the organism in Eukaryota, Metazoa, Chordata, Actinopteri, Siluriformes, Bagridae. Gene Ontology annotation, biological process: neuromuscular synaptic transmission; synaptic transmission, cholinergic; transmembrane transport.
UGUGAGUUAAGGUCGUCUAGACCAAGUUGGAGUCUUGUCACCUGUAAAUUGGCUCGCUCUGGAAGUUCCUCACCUCAUAUAUUUCAAAGAGCAAUUAAACGCACCCUCUCCGGCUGCACGGCCGUAGUCCGUUAAUUUUCUAAAUAUAAACAGUGUUUACCUCCAGAGGGAAUAUUUACUUGUUUAUGGCUGUCAGAAUGUGGUCAAGUGCCACGACGAUGCAGUUAGAGGAAUGAGAGAAAUGAGCUUGUGUGUGGAAAUGUUUGGUCUGGCAACUGUCUGCAUCAUUAAUAUAACCCUGUAAGAAAAAUGUGUUGAAUGAAAUUAAAUUACUCUAGAAAUAGAAAUGAAAUGAGAUUUUUAAAACUCUUUUUCAGCAUUGAACGUCUUUGUCAUGUCUCACUCCACAGUGGAGGUUAAUCUGAAGCUCAUAAGAAAGUAGACACUCAGAGCUUUAAGAUUUCAUGAGUGUUUCUGUUUUUCUCUAGCCUACUAGAGGCGAUAUAUUCAUUGAAAAGUUCCCAAAAACGGUUCACUUUUUCCACACAAAUGUUUGUAUCUCCAAAGUAAAUGUUGAUAUCAAACCCGUUUCUGCUCUCUGAGAUGUUCUACAAGUGUUUGUUCACCUAAAAAGCAGCUCAUCUUCAACCAGUAAAAUUCUGUGUAAGGUUCUCCAACAGAGGGAAAAACACACGUCUAUAACACACACCGAAAGCCGACAGACUCAUUUUAGAUCAGACUCACAGCCUGAAAAUCAUUCUUUUGUUUAUACUGAUUAAAAAUGUCCCAUAAGUCCAUUUCCAUUCCAUUACAGGUGUAAUAGAACACCAGGAUACUGGUGAAAAGGGUUAAAGUGGUUUAAAGGGUUAAAGUGUCUAUAGAGAAUCCUUUUCUGUAUCAGAGAAGGUUGGGAGUAGAACCGUUUUAGGCAACAAACAACCUUUAACUAUAUAUAAAAUAUAUUAGUUUGUUAUCCCUUUCUUUAUUUCCAAUGGAACAUCAAAAUGGAAAGUCAGAACCAUUUCAAGUUCAAGUCAGUUUAUUUGUUUAGAUCUUUUAACAGUGAACAUUGUCUCCAAGCAGCUUUACAGAAGUAUAAAAACAUACAAUAAAAAUGAUAAAGUUUGAAGUUACUAUUUAUCCCUAACAUUUAUCCCUAAUGAGCUGGCCUGAGGUGACGGUGGUGAGGAAAAACUCCCUGAGAUGAUGUGAGGAAGAAACCUCGAGAGGAACCAGACUCAGAAGGGAACCUCAUCCUCGUUUGUGAGACACUGGACAGUAAAUAAUGUAAAUGUUGAUAAUGUCCUUUCUGCAAUAGCAACCAAGAGCUAAUUGGCCGUUCCUCCAAAAGAGUUGUUACAAAACUUCCUGGAUCUUGCAUGGUUCCUGAAAGAACCUUUAUAUCAAUAAGAACAAUUUGGGUUGAUACACAGAUAGUUUUGGAUAGUUAACAGAUCUUAAUCUCUGAAAAAUAAAGGUUCUUAAAUAGUUUUUUCAGCAGGUAUUGUUCUCUGGAGAACCGUUAACAUCCAUGGGACGUUUCCAUUGCACAGAAGGUACUUUUUAGCAGAAAAAGGUUCUUUAGACUAUACUUUUUUACAUAGAACUAGAAUAAAAGGGGUUGCUUUGAGAACCAUUUACUGAAAGGUUCUUUGGAGAACCUAAAAUGGUUCUUCUAUGGCAUUGCAGUGAAAGCAUAUUUUUGGUUCCUCUUUUAAGAGUGUAACUCCUUAAAAGGAGUUAUGAAGAACCUUUAGAGAACCUACGAAGAACCUUUAACAUCCAUGGGAUUUUCUAUUGCACAGAAAGGUUAUUUGUAGUGGAAAAAGGUUCUUUAGAUUAUAAACCUUUUAAUGGAGCUAAAAUAAAAGGGGUUGCUUUAAGAACCAUUUACUGAAAGAUUCUUUGGAGAACCUAAAAUGGCUCGUCAAUGGCAUUGGGGUGAAAGUCCGUUUUGGGUUCUUGUAACUUCUUAAAAGGAUUCUACUUAGAAAAGGUUCUAACCAUAGAAACCAGGUUCUAACCAUCUAACCAUGAGGAAAUAUGGUUAGGGAUGUAUCUGUUUUAGCUUGCUAGAUAGAACCUUUAUGGUUUCCCAUAAUAACCUUGAUAAUAAACUUGAUAACCUUUAAGAGUUCUAGAGUCAGCCUCUUUGCUUGGAGUGUGUGUGUGUGUGUGUGUGUGUGGAGCAGACUGAACAUCAGAUAAAUAAAUAGUAAAUAUCUGAAAAUGUUUGGAGAAUCCAGAACUGAUUAGUCCUUGUGAAAUUCUCCUGUGUAAUUGAACACAUGGUUCUCAGCACACACAGCUUGAACUCAGUUAAUGGAAGUAAAUCAACAUCUCGUCUAACGAUGAAUUAUUGUACAUCAUGCUGAAAUCAGACCUCUGGUGAGAAGGUUUUGACCGCUGGAUGAGCUCCAGCGGCGUUUGACAUCUUUAUUGAACACCAGGGCCUCCAUUCACAAGUCUGACGCUCCUCAUUGAAGCUCUGACGAAAUCUUACUCUCAUAUAAGCGUGAGUGUAACGCGCUGGUGCGUGUGAAAAGUGCGGGACUGCCUCCUUACUGAAGGCGGACACUGCGCUCUCUGCGUCAGCGCGCGCACCGCACACCUCAUUCAUUUCCCCCAGACUGUGCCUGGUGUUUGUCUGGUGCUCCUGCGUAAAGGUCUCCUCCAUGUCAUAGAGGUGUUCAGAAGCGCAGUGAAGAUGGCCAUCCAUGUGGAAGGGCUGGUCGCGAUUGUCAUCUUCUACUUGCUCAUCCUCGGUGUGGGAAUAUGGGCUGCCUGGAAGAACAAGAACUCCGGCGUGGAGGAGGGAGCGGACCGCAGUGAGACCAUCAUGGUCGGAGGAAGAGACAUUGGACUGUUUGUGGGAGCGUUUACCAUGACUGCUACAUGGGUUGGAGGUGGAUACAUUAACGGCACGGCUGAGUAUGUGUAUCUGCCCGGGUUCGGCUUGGCCUGGGCGCAAGCUCCAUUUGGAUACGCCAUGAGUCUCGUACUUGGCGGCCUGUUCUUCGCCAAGCCCAUGCGCUCCCGUGGCUACGUCACCAUGUUGGACCCUUUCCAGCAGCUGUACGGAAAGCGCAUGGGCGGCCUGCUCUUCAUCCCCGCGCUCAUGGGGGAGAUCUUCUGGUCGGCCGCCAUCUUAUCAGCCCUCGGAGCAACGCUGAGCGUCAUCGUGGACAUCAAUAUUAACAUGUCAGUCAUCAUUUCGGCCCUCAUCGCCAUUUUCUACACCCUGGUUGGCGGUGUUUACUCUGUGGCCUACACAGACGUGGUUCAGCUCUUCUGCAUCUUUGUGGGAUUGUGGAUCAGUGUACCGUUUGCACUGUCGAACCCUGCUGUGUCUGACAUCGGCCUGACUGCAGUGAAGGAGCUCUACCAGGAUGCCUGGCUGGGGUCGAUCGAAAGCACUGAUAAAUGGAUGUGGGCAGACAACUUCUUCCUUCUAAUGUUGGGGGGAAUUCCCUGGCAGGUCUACUUUCAAAGGGUUCUUUCUGCCUCUUCAGCUACCUACGCUCAAGUCCUUUCCUUCCUGGCUGCCUUCGGCUGUAUCAUUAUGGCCGUACCGUCCGUCCUGAUUGGCGCUAUUGGGGCAUCCACAGACUGGAAUCAGACGGCCUAUGGUCCGAUCCCUCCCAUGAAGAAGGACGAGUCAGAAAUGAUUCUUCCAAUCGUGUUGCAGUACCUGUGCCCACCCUACGUCUCCUUCUUUGGGCUGGGGGCAGUGUCUGCUGCGGUGAUGUCAUCAGCUGACUCAUCCAUCCUUUCAGCCAGCUCCAUGUUCGCCAGGAACAUCUACCAAAUGGCCUUCCGCCAGUCGGCAUCAGACAGUGAGAUAGUCUGGGUUAUGCGGAUCACCAUCUUUGUUUUUGGAGCUCUGGCGACGGCCAUGGCUCUCCUGACGGGUACCGUGUACGGGCUCUGGUACCUAAGUUCAGACUUGGUCUACGUGAUCAUCUUCCCACAGCUUCUCAGCGUCCUGUUUGUGAAAGGCACCAACACUUACGGCUCGGUGGCAGGCUACGUCUUCGGACUGAUCCUGCGAAUCGGCGGCGGCGAGCCUUACCUCAAACUACCCCCUUUUAUAUACUACCCGGGGUGGUACAUCAUGGAAAAGGUGCACCACAGCACAGGGGAAGUGGAACAUCUGAUAAUGCAAAGGUUUCCAUUCAAGACAGUCUCCAUGUUGGCAUCCUUCCUGGGCAACGUGGCCUUCUCCUACUUGUUCAAGUACUUGUUUGAGAGUGGCAAACUGUUGGCCAAGUACGACUUCCUGGACGCGGUAGUGGCCAGGCACAGCGCCGAGAUCAUGGAUAGGACCACACUGGUGAACAGGAAUGUUAUCGGGCUGAACGAGAUGGCGCCGGUCCGGCCACGUCUCAGCGUCACUUUGGCCAGCACCUUCGGUAGGAAGGAAACCCUUACUGAAGAGGAGGAGGAGGACUCCAGUCCAGAGUCUCCUAGUCAUGAAAAUGAGUAAUGACCACUACCUUUUCAAUUAGGACUUUGGCCAUGAUGAGAAGGACAGCACCACGUUAGAUGAAAGUCCUUGACAACAGAUGAAAAUGGACACUUUAACCAUAUGUAUUGGAUUUUCCAUUGCUGCAGCAGGAUAAGCCAGAAUGACAAAACCAGGAGCAAACGUGGAAAGUAAUGAGACAUAUUCCAUCAUGUAUUACAUCAUUCCAAUGGGAAGCAGGUUUGCUGAAGGUUCAAUACGCUUCAGUAUGGUAUGUAUAAUCCCUGAACUCAUUUUGCUCCUCUGCUCUGAGGGAAAAUCCUAGAUACUGUGACUCCAAGAUUCCCAUUCAGGCAAUAUUUAUUUCUCCGAACCUUAACCUAGAUCUGGACAUACAGAGGUUUAAGGAUACAGUGUAGCCCCAUGUUAUACAGUAGAGCAUAGUUCAUAGCAUCUUAUCAUCUUGUAAUUAAAAUGUAUUUAAAAAAAUAGAAUUAUUAGCUGUUCCAUUAAUCUAACAAAUUCUUUCCAUCCCAUCGAUGAUAUAGGAUAUACGGCAUAACUAUGAGAUAAUUAGACAUCCAGUAUAUUCAUAUUUUUUGUGUAAAUUUGAGAACAGGAUGGGGAACUCGAUGUUACAAUCGCCUUAACUCGCUGCGUCGUUCGAAUAGGAAUUUCAAAUGGGUCCCUGCUCCCUAUGUAGUGCACUAUAUAUCAGUUGCGGGUGCCAUUUCGAUUUCAGCUUGAUAUUAUGCAAACGGUCCGGCAGCCACUUUGUUAGGAAAGGAAGUCACUGCUGUAAAAGACUCGUAAAGGAUAUGUGCUGUGAUAUUUUAUCUGCAAACUCAUAACUGCGGUGUCUAGUCUGAGGUCGAGUCUGUGUUUAUUUGUUGUCUUUUUGCAAACAGAUUUGUGUGUGUGUAUGUGUGAUGUGUACAUAUAUACUGUAUAUAUUAAUAUAUUUUAAAAAUGUACAAAUUCAUAAUUUUAUUUUACUGUGUUGUUACAUGGAUCAGUGAGAAAAGAGGUUUUAGCCAGAUAAAUCCAUAUUUAUUUAUUUAUUUAUUUACUUACUUACUUAUUCGUUCUGGCCUAGAAAAAAAAAGAUUCUAAAUGUAAAAGAAAUCAUAAAUAAAUUCUAUUAUAAAAGU